Solanum pennellii is the source of this 1762-nucleotide messenger RNA. RefSeq names its product membrane protein of ER body 2-like. NCBI's taxonomy places the organism in Eukaryota, Viridiplantae, Streptophyta, Magnoliopsida, Solanales, Solanaceae. The record is from RefSeq and is a predicted model, not a curated record. The transcript has 7 exons. The coding region runs from base 68 to 1561 and encodes 497 amino acids.
AGCGUGCUGCAUACCAUUUCACAAGUCUUAGUGCCACACACCAAAAAAAAAAAUCCAAAUUGACAUUAUGGCAAUGGAGGUGGCCCCCCAACACAACUGGGCAGAGAUGGCGGAGGAGACGGUGGAGGAGGCACUCAUCAUACGUGGGGCUCGACGCUCUGCCAACGUUGAUGGUGGUGGUGUUAAUGAAGAUAAAGUAUCCUCUAGCAGUGAUGAGGAAGAGGAGGCUAGCAAGGACAAGACUAAAAAUAGCAUCUACUUUAAUGAAGUAAUUGUUCUCAAUGGUGAAAGUCAUGGUAAUGGAGAUACUAUUUCUGGUCCACCUUCACUAGGACACGAUGAGUCAGAAAAUCCCAAGGGUGAAAUAAUUUCUGAUGUAUGUAAGCCACUUUUAUAUGGACAAAAUGAUAGGGAAAAUCCCAAGGGUGAAAUUCUUGCACAAGCAACUACUUCUUCAAUCAGCAAAGGAAGUGGAAAUGAAACAAUCAUUGAAGAACAAGUUGAGGAAGAAACUGUUGAGUUGGAGUUUUUUGACACAACAUCAGUUGAUAAGCUAAAACACACACAUAAUGCAUACUGUCCCAAGUGCAAUUCUCAUAUAACUAAAGUUGUCCUUCGAAGGGUAAAACGAGAAAGAAGGAUUAUAAUUGAAACUCAUGGCCAAAAAUCUGAGCUACUUGGAUGCCUCUCAUGCUUCAGUGUUUUCGUACGUAUAGGAAAGAAGCUCAAUCCAUUCCCGAUAUUUGGAAAUGGAGGAGGAACUAUUAGUACAGAACCACAUCUCCCUAACAUAAAUGAAGGUGGCUUCAUUCCAGGGAUAAUGCCUCCCAAGAAAUCACCAACUGAAAUUAUAGAGGAUAAAGGAGAUGAUUGCCGAAUUCCUAUAUUGGAAGACCCAAGAGCUUCUCCAUCAACGGUGAAUCCCAGCUACCCACGAAGACCAGUUGAAGUUAAAGAUUCCAGAUCACUGGAGAUCGUAAAAUGCAUAGUAUAUGGAGGUUUAAUUGAAGCAAUCACAAGCUUGGGUAUUGUAUCCUCUGCAGCUGCAUCUGAUGCUGACACAAUGAAGAUUGUUACUAUUGGAGUGGCGAAUUUGAUAGGUGGACUUUUUGUCAUUUGUCAAAAUUUGGUGGACUUGAAAUAUAGUGUUGGAGGAGGUUCCAAUUACCAAGUAGAUCGAUAUGGAGAACUACUUGGCCAAAGAAAACAUUUCCCCCUUCAUGCUACUUUUGCAAUUUUGUCAUAUUUUGUGUUUGGACUUAUCCCCCCUGUAAUAUAUGGCUUCACAUUUCGGAAGAGUGAUGACAGGGACUACAAGCUUAUAGCAGUUGCCGUGGCUUCUCUACUGUGUGUUAUCAUACUUGCUGCUGCAAAGGCCUAUACACAAGCAGCAAAUAAGUUCAGUAAAUACUUCAAGACUAUUUUGUCUUAUGUUAUAGCUGCAGGUAUGGUAUCCGGUGUUGGUUAUGCAGCAGGUCAUUUGAUUAAGAGGCUCAUGGAUGACAUGGGAUGGUUUGACUCAAAGCCGAUUUCACAAAAUCCAGUCUGGGCAUCCUAUUGACAUCUUCUCUGUGUUGUUAAAUCCUGAAUUCCUUCUUCGGCGAGCUUUAGAACCUCUGAGAAUUUGGUUUAAAUGAGUUUUUGUAUUCUUUGUUCCUAUGUGAUAUUCUGGUGGAUGUUUUUGUAGCCUCCACUUGUGGUAUUCAACUUGGUCUCAAUUUUCCUGGGAUUGUUCCCUGUUAUAAUAUUUACUAGUUUCCGA